AACAAUCCGUUCAAUAGAGGUUUCACGAUCUCUAUAAAACAAACGAGAGAAGUUGGAUAUACCUUCGCCGUUGUACAUUCGUGCUAUUGAUUCCUGGUGUACAAGCAAUACAUUUUUGAGGCUUCACUACCCCUCUUGAGGGAGUUCAUGUUGAAUAUACUCUAUCCCCUACCCUGUCUGCAUAGCACAGGUGUAAGGAAAAAAAGGAGGAAAAGAGAAAAGAAAUAGCGGGAGUUGCGGAGCCACUGUGGUACCCACACGAACUUCUCAACCUGGUAGUGAUUCAAUUACCAUUAGACUAUCCUUCAUCGGUCCGUCAUACCGGACAGCUUAUUCCGAUGUUUAAUUAGUUACAACGAUUAUCGUUCGUCAAAGUAUCUCAUGAUGGAUCUGAAGGAGGAAGACGAUGGUGGCAACGACAGUGGUAGACAAUUAUUUUUGGUGGGUGCACCCCGUGAUCCGUUGGUAUCCGCUGGUGCGAUCGUCGCCUCCGCUGGUGUGCCAGACGAGAUCAACCCUGGAGGAGAUCUACAGUCGACGGCUCUGGCUGGUCUGAUAGGCGCGCAAUCUUCCUCGGUUUGCUUUCCAACAAAAUUCUCUUAUGAUUUUUCGCCGAGCCCGGGAAGCGAGGAUAGGCAGCCCUCCGGCGUUGGUAAGAGGAAACAGCGCAGAUACCGCACCACUUUCACCAAUUUCCAGCUGGAGGAGCUUGAGAGAGCCUUUCAGAAGACACACUAUCCUGAUGUAUUUUUUCGUGAAGAUCUUGCUUUACGUAUACAAUUGACAGAAGCUAGAGUGCAGGUGUGGUUCCAAAACAGGAGGGCAAAGUGGCGGAAGCAAGAGAAACAGUGCAAAGUAACCACUCAUAUGCCUUCACACUUGCCACCAUCGGAUUGCCAAGAAGUUCAACAGCAACAGCAGCAACAACAGCCGGAUCAUUUGCUAUUAGAACCACCAUUGGGAAGCCCACCGCCCAUAUAUCUUGGCAUGGAAUGGGCAGGCUUUUCACCAUACAGUAACACUGCCACUGCAUCGCCUCUUGUAGUUAAUAGCAUGAACAAGGCACUAGAGUCGGAGACAGAUGAUAAUCCUUUACUGGAUCCAGAGCUCUUGCAACUGAAAACUCCACGUUCCUAAUGUUACUAAUUUAUGCCUAUACAGUAGUGUAGUGCGUCAAUAAUAUUCCUCCUAUGAUACAAUAUAAGAUAUUUCUUGAAUGUCUGAUGCGAUAAUUGUUUGCAAUGGCACUUGAAUUAUGUAAUACAGAGUGAAGCAAUGGUAAUUAUCGUUUUAACACUCAGAGAUUGGAAAAUAAUACUAAAGUGGUAAUGAUUGCUGCCUCACCCUGUACAACGAAUAAUAUUAUUACCAGUUCUAAUUGAGAUUAAAUUUAAGGACGAGGGACCAGAGACUUUAUCAUUAAAAAAAAAUUAACGCUAAAAGUACUUUGACUAUUGUUAUGUAGAUUUUGUAAGAAUAUAGAUAUAAAUUUAUUCUUACCGCGGGUUCGAUGAAUCCCGGACUAAGCAAUGGCAAUUGUACAUUUAAGCAACAGAAUCAAAAUUAAAUUUCUAUCUAUGGGAGAGA
Megalopta genalis is the source of this 1587-nucleotide messenger RNA. RefSeq lists its product as uncharacterized. Gene Ontology annotation, molecular function: RNA polymerase II transcription regulatory region sequence-specific DNA binding; DNA-binding transcription factor activity, RNA polymerase II-specific. NCBI's taxonomy places the organism in Eukaryota, Metazoa, Arthropoda, Insecta, Hymenoptera, Halictidae. The record is from RefSeq and is a predicted model, not a curated record. Gene Ontology annotation, biological process: regulation of transcription by RNA polymerase II.